AUGUCGAGCCGAUCAGACAUGUCUGAGUCGCAAGAGACGAGGAGUAGAGGGUCGGCUUCUGGGGGUGACAGGGAGGAUGAUGUGGUGGAGCAGAUGUUUGAGGCAGCCGACCUGAUGGGAGAAGACAUGCCCAUUGGCCUUGGAGGAAAAUUUGAAUACCGUCGGGUUGGGGGGGACAGCCGAGGAGAAGUAAGUACUGCUGAUCAAGGCGAUUGGGAAGUUGCCGAGCAUGGCCAUCUAGGAGGUGCCGAGCAAGGAGAUUCGGUAGGUGCCGAGCAAGGCGAUGUAGGACGUGAGAGUGGGGUCAGGGAGGAAGUCAACGUGGUUGUGCCUGGCUCUAGUGGCGGGAUAGACAGCAAUGUGAUGGGGGAAGAAAUCGAGGUUGGGUGGUCGGCUGAUGAGCAUCCGAGCAGUAUCACUACACAACAGUUACAGCGACUGCGAGAGGAAUAUUCCAUACCGAGCAGUAGAGCAACCCUUCAUCUCAAAAGACCUGGAAACCGCAUUGGUUCUACGCUUCUGGGGCAUGGGAGUUCCCCGAAGGUGCCGAGCCGAGGAAACUCCGAGUUCAGAGGCGGUUCCGAAUGCCAGGUCUGGUUUGGAGUGGCAGACCCGUCCCCCCAUAGGGUUUUUAGUCUCCCUUUGCUAGAAUUGGAGCGAGCCGAUCUAUCCUCUACCGAGCAGGAGCAAGUUGAGAAAGUUCUAGCGUUGCCGAGCAUCGAGAGAUCGGCAGACGUCCUUCUAGCGAGGGAGGGGCUAAGUGACUCGAUAGGUAUGGGGCCAAAUCGGAACGACCCCAACAUGAAGGCGAGGUUGAUGAAAAUUGCCAAAGAGACAGUCAAAGGGUCGGCUGGGGGUUCGCAACCUCCUCGGACGGUGGGGUCGCCUCAUAUGACCGUGGCUAGAAGCCAAGGCGCAGGUGUGGUUGCUAUACCGGCCAGGGUUGGACAAAAGAGAGUAGCCGAGGAGAUUUCACUUCCGGACCUCGGAAAGAGACGUGCCGAGGGUGAACCGAAAACCAACAAGGGGAAGCGACCAGUAAGCUCGGCUGCUCCCGAAUCGGGAAAGAGUGCAAGUGUGGAUUCUGUGUGUGGUCCAUUGGAGCCAUGGGUGGACGGUGAGCUUGCACUGAGAGCCUUCCAACAAGAAGCCAAGCGCGUUUUGAGAGUGGAGGUGGUAAAGAGCAUGUUUACUGAGAACAUGGGAUACAGCGGUAUGACCAUGUCGGCUCUGGAGGACCAACUGAAGGCUACCUUCAAGCUCUUUGUCGCCGCUCAAAACGUCGCUGCUCACCGUGAUUUUGAUCGAGGAAAAAGGGACGAGCAUGCCGUGACGACGGCUGAACUGAAGAGGACCAUUGUGGAGAAGACGAAGGUGGAGGAGGAGUUAUUGGUGGUGCAGGGUCGGCUAGAUGCAGAGACGAAGAAGAACGCCGAGCUGCUGUUGUCAGUAAAUAAACUGACUGACGACAAGCAUAGUCUAGGCGCGGAGCUGUCUAAGUCUCAGGAGGAAUUAGGUGAGGCCAACCGAAAAAUUGAGGCCUUUGCAUCUGAGCUGAGGACUUGUUGUGACAAUGCAGUGAAGGACUAUGUAGGGUCGGCUGAGUACCAGGAAAUACUCGCUGCGCAACGAGUUGAGGGAUACUUUGACCUAAUCCAGAAGGUCGGCGAGAAUUAUCCUUCCCUCGAUUGGAAUUUCCUCGGCCAUGAAGUGGAAGAAGCCGAGGCUGGAGCCCACCAGGGAGGCGGGGCUGACUUGGUGAUGGGUUCGGGUUCCGGGUCAGUGAUUCAAGUAGCCGAGCUUCGAGGCCAAGGUGGCAGUGGCGUGGCCCGAGUAUCCACCGAACCGGCUGCUGGCCCAGAUGUUCCGAUCGGGGCUUCAGGUCCCUCUGCCAUUGCUGAUAGUGCUGCAAAUGUCUAGGUUUUAUGUGUGUUUUUUGUAACCGAUAUUGAGCUAUAUUUUGGAACAAUUGAACCUACGAUCGGAUCAAAGUUGGUUAGUUUAAUCGUUUACAAACUUCACAGUUUUUACUUUUAGUGAUUGUGCUUGUGCUUAUUUGGUGUGAGCAGAGCCGACCACAGGUUUGCAAAAUUUACAGAAAGUAACAAAAACAAAAAUAAAAUAACAAAAAUAACUAUCCCAAACGAGAGGAA
Molecule: messenger RNA, 2153 nt
Organism: Prunus avium (sweet cherry)
Lineage: Eukaryota; Viridiplantae; Streptophyta; Magnoliopsida; Rosales; Rosaceae
Source: RefSeq, a predicted model, not a curated record